Penicillium brasilianum is the source of this 831-nucleotide messenger RNA. The record is from the annotation of a GenBank genome assembly. Lineage: Eukaryota; Fungi; Ascomycota; Eurotiomycetes; Eurotiales; Aspergillaceae.
AUGAGGGUCCGGUGCGGGUGCCUCCCACGACUAGUUAGACUACUCCGUAGUUCUCCAACAUUAACCUCCAGUCACGACAUUCCAGAGCACGUGAUUCGAAUCCCCAUGAGGGGUUGGAUGCAGGAAAAUAGAUUUUCCGGGAAUUGGGCGAGGGGCACUCCUGUCCUGCUCAUGGCGCCCGCACCUUUCUCAGUUGAGGAUGCAAGGAGCUCUCUCCUUGGGGAUGGCUUCUACCAUUUGGUUGACCCAGAGCCGCCGGAACAGAACGUCGAGAUGGAGCCGGAGGACUUUGCUCUUGCAUCCGAGUACGGCCUGGAUUUUUGCAAGCUGAAGGUCCUUGAUGAUAUGCGUGUUCGAUCUAUCCUCCAAUCCUUCUUCGGUUGGUCCGGGCUAGGACUCUAUCUACGAUACAGAAGAGACCCAGGCCACAUCUUCUCUUUCAGAAGGGGUGGUGCGAAGGCUGGUUUGCGCGUUCUGAUUGUUCAUAUAUGGAGCAAGGGGUCUCGGGCGACAUACUAUCGUGGUUCACAUUUACACUCGUUGCCUACCGUUAAAGCAGCGAAUGGCUUGUUCGAAAUACCAUCUGCAGGUUUGAGAAGCGCGGCCUGUCAAGGCGAAGACGUUGAAUUUGCAAACGGCGGCUUAGUCAUUCUUGAUGCCCGACUUGCCUUCGAGAUCAAACAAGGGUCCGCAACCACCUUUGCGUUUACAACUAAGAACGAGCUAGCGACAUGGGCUAAGAUGAUCCUGCCAAAGUCACCUGGGCUUGCACGUAAGGUCGCCGAAAUGGAGAGUACAGGCAUCGGCGUGAACUUUGCAUUCGAGGAAUGA